AUGGGGAAAGCGGCCUCGUCCGUCCCUUUCCGAUCGUCCACUCUCUCCUCUCUAUCUGGCAAGAUGUUCUCCUCCGCUAUCCGGGCCAAGAUGGCCACCUCCUUCGCUGCCCGUCGUGGCUUCUCCACCACUCGCACCCAACUCGGUAGCCCCUACCACUACGCCGAGGGUCCUCGUACCAACAUUCCCUUCAACCCUAUGACCAAGCGCUUCUUCUGGAGAUACUGGGCCUUCAUGGUUACCGGAUUCGGUUCUCCCUUCGCCAUUGCUGUUUGGCAAACCUACAAGACCAAAUAG
Penicillium antarcticum is the source of this 297-nucleotide messenger RNA. Its product is annotated as cytochrome c oxidase VIIc family protein. The transcript has 5 exons. Gene Ontology annotation, biological process: mitochondrial electron transport, cytochrome c to oxygen. Bases 1 to 297 code for a protein of 98 amino acids. The record is from RefSeq and is a predicted model, not a curated record. NCBI's taxonomy places the organism in Eukaryota, Fungi, Ascomycota, Eurotiomycetes, Eurotiales, Aspergillaceae.